Arabis nemorensis is the source of this 1665-nucleotide messenger RNA. The record is from the annotation of a GenBank genome assembly. NCBI's taxonomy places the organism in Eukaryota, Viridiplantae, Streptophyta, Magnoliopsida, Brassicales, Brassicaceae.
AUGGUGAAGAAAACGGAAGAGACAGAGUUGAGCCAGCUCGAGAAUCAGGUUGAGAAUGGAGGAGGAGGUGUCUGGGAGUAUCUGUGCCUCGUUCGUAAGCUCAAGGUUCGCCGAUCAGAGAUUGUGCUCAAACACGGUCUCUCGAUCUUGAACGAUCCGGGAAAGCGAUCUGCUCUUGGUCCAGAUGAAUGGACCCUCUAUGAGCAGGUAGCAAUUGCAGCUAUGGACUGUCAGUCUCUUAGUGUUGCACAGAAUUGCAUCAAGGUUCUGCAAAAGAAAUUUCCGGAGAGCAAACGUGUUGGCAAGCUGGAGGCACUGCUUCUAGAAGCAAAGGGAAUGUGGGAAGAGGCUGAAAAAGCGUAUACAAGCCUUUUGGAGGAUAAUCCACUCGAUCAAGUAAUACACAAAAGAAAGGUGGCUAUGGCAAAGGCACUGGGGAAACCUUCCUUAGCCAUUGAACAUCUUAACAAAUAUCUUGAAGUAUUCAUGGCUGAUCACGAUGCCUGGAGAGAACUUGCAGAAAUUUAUGUUUCCUUGCAAAUGUACAAACAAGCAGCUUUCUGCUACGAGGAGCUCAUACUAAGUCAGCCUACUCUUCCAUUGUACCACCUAGCAUAUGCCGAUGUUCUCUACACAAUUGGUGGACUUGAAAACCUCAUCGCAGCAAGAAAGUACUAUGCGGCAACCAUAGACUUAACAGGUGGUAAAAGCACAAGAGCACUUCUCGGAAUUUGCUUGUGUGGAUCAGCGAUCGCACAGCUGUCAAGAGGCAGGAACAAAGAGGACAAGGACAUGGCUGCACCAGAGCUUCAGACACUGGCUGCAACCGCAUUGGAGAAAGAGUACAGGCUAAAAGCUCCGGCCAAACUCAGCCUCCUCUCUUCUGCGAAAAACAAGAGAAUCUCAAAGGGUAGGAAGGGAGGAAAGAAGAAGAUUGUUGAUCCUUUCUCCAAGAAGGAUUGGUAUGAUGUUAAGGCUCCUUCAAUCUUCACCCAUAGAAAUGUCGGAAAGACACUUGUUUCCAGAACUCAGGGUACCAAAAUUGCUUCAGAGGGCCUGAAACACAGAGUUUUUGAGGUUUCGCUUGCUGAUCUUCAAGGAGAUGAGGAUAAUGCUUACAGGAAGAUCCGUCUCAGAGCUGAAGAUGUCCAGGGAAGGAAUGUUUUGUGCCAAUUCUGGGGCAUGGACUUCACAACCGACAAACUCAGGUCCUUGGUUAAGAAGUGGCAGACUUUGAUUGAGUGUCAUGUUGAUGUUAAAACCACCGAUAGCUACACUCUGAGGCUGUUCUGCAUCGCCUUCACCAAGAGACGUGCUAACCAGGUUAAGAGAACUUGCUAUGCUCAAUCGAGCCAAGUCCGUCAGAUUCGCAGGAAGAUGAGGGAUAUCAUGAUCAAGGAAGCUUCGUCUGUUGACCUUAAGGAGCUUGUUCGUAAGUUCAUUCCCGAAGCUAUUGGCAGUCAGAUUGAGAAGGCAACUUCUAACAUCUACCCUCUUCACAACGUUUUCAUCCGUAAAGUCAAGAUCCUCAAGGCUCCCAAAUUCGACCUUGGAAAGCUCAUGGAGGUUCAUGGAGAUUACACAGCAGAGGAUGUUGGUGUGAAGGUAGACAGGCCGGAGGAUGAGGCUGUGGUCGAGGAACCUACUGUUGUUAUCGGAUCUUAA